AUGUAUAGGAUCUUCCCCGAUUCCCCUAUCUCCCUGUCUCCACCUCCAAACCCCGAGGUUCGGGACUUCGAAGGAGAAAGAUUUCUGCGGAGAUCUCCGAACCUCGAGUUCCUCGAUUUCGAGGAGGAGAAAGAAGUUCCCUUAGAGCCUCCGAUCCUCGGAUCUCACAAUUUCGAGGACGAACGUCCUUCCCCUUCUCCCGUCCACAGCGUGGAAUAUCUAGACGAGCUUCCACCACUUUCACCUCCUUGUGACAUAGACCCUAAUUCUAAUUUCACAUCAAAGUCCCCAGAGCCAACUACUUCGUCUUCUAUUACUAAUAUCAAUCAAAGUAAUAAUUUGGCAGUUAAUUCUAAUGUGAUUGUAAAGGAUCCAGCUUUAUGGGUAAUAAACGAUGCUACACGUAAAUACGUUUUGCAGCAUGGAAUUAACCAAGAUCAUGUUCAUGAUAAAAAUUUUGAUUUUUCCCGCUCAAAGAGACUUUGUGAAAGUUCUGGUUCAGUGUUUGGUGUUCCUUGUCAAUUAUUUGGUGGAACUACAAAAAUAGCAAAAGAAGGAUUUGACGACUGGAAGCAUGGCAAUGAUGCAUUGAAAAAUCACGAGAAUUCUUUUGAACACAAGUCGUGUGUUUUAGAAAUGAAAAUGAGAUCAAACACUCUUGGAAAAAUUGAUACACAUUUUUCUUGUCAAAUAGACACAGAGAAAAAGUACUGGCGCAACGUUUUAAAACGGGUUAUAGCCACUGUCCGUGCUUUGGUAACUGCAGGUUUACCUUUAAGAGGUCAUAUCGAGAAGUUUGGUUCGUCAAGCAGUGGUAACUUUAUAAUGUGUCUUGAACUUAUUUCUGAAUUCGAUCCUUUUUUGGCAGAGCAUAUAGCUAAGUACGUAGAUUCAAGUCCAGACAUAUCUCAUACUGAUCAACUUGCAGUGAUUGUGAGAUAUGUUUUGGAAAAUGGACAUCCUGUAGAGAGGUUUCUGUGUUUUGUUCCGAAUGCUGGUCAUAAAUCAAUCGAACUUUUUGAUGCUGUUGUCACUGUGCUUGUGGGUUUUGAUAUCGAUAUUGCAAAUUGUAGAGGUCAAUCAUAUGAUAAUGUCAUGAAUAUGUCUGGAAAAUAUGCCGGAUUACAAGCUAGAAUUAAUGAAAUUUCUCCAAAUGCUGUAUACUCUCUUUGCUCAGCUCAUUCCCUGAAUUUAGUUGGAGAACAUGCAGCAAGUUGUUGUAAAGAAAGGUUGCAGAAGCACUAUACUUAUUACGCCGCUUCGUUGAGGAGAGCGUUAACCAGGAUGGAGGCGUCUGCGCUUCUGGCACAAACCUUGAUGCCCGAUAAUCUGUGA
This is a messenger RNA of Solenopsis invicta (red fire ant), 1335 nucleotides long. RefSeq names its product zinc finger MYM-type protein 1-like. The record is from RefSeq and is a predicted model, not a curated record. NCBI's taxonomy places the organism in Eukaryota, Metazoa, Arthropoda, Insecta, Hymenoptera, Formicidae. The transcript has 6 exons. The coding region runs from base 1 to 1335 and encodes 444 amino acids.